Molecule: messenger RNA, 762 nt
Organism: Moneuplotes crassus
Lineage: Eukaryota; Ciliophora; Spirotrichea; Euplotida; Euplotidae
Source: the annotation of a GenBank genome assembly
AUUUUAAAUAUGACUUCUAGAGAAGACAAUAUUUACUUUGCCAAGCUAGCUGAACAAGCUGAGAGGUACGAGGACAUGGUCAAGAGGAUGAAGCUUGUCGUAGCCACUAAUCAGGAGCUCAAUAAUGAAGAAAGAAACCUCCUUUCAGUCGCAUAUAAAAAUUCUGUAGGGGCUAGAAGGACAGCAUGGAGAUCUGUAUCAGCUAUAGAAGCUAAAGAGAAGCAAAGAAACUCGUCACACUUGAAACUAGUAUCUGGAUAUAAGGAUAAAAUUGAGAAGGAACUCAAUGAUAUCUGCGAGGAUGUCCUUUCCUUACUUGAUGACACACUUAUAGAAGGAACUUCUGGAAUUGAACCAACCAUUUUCUAUCUCAAGAUGAAAGGAGAUUAUUUUAGAUAUCUAGCAGAGUUUUAUAAAGGGAAUGAUAAUAAAUUAGUUAUUGAGAAAGCUCAGGAAGCUUAUAAACAAGCUACUGAUGCUGCCAAACCACUGAAGCCAACUCACCCAAUCAGGCUUGGAUUAGCUUUGAAUUAUUCAGUUUUCUAUUAUGAAAUCGUUGAGUCUCCUGAAAUUGCUUGUAAGCAUGCAAAGAGCGCAUUUGAUAGCGCAAUAGCAGAACUCGACACUCUCGAAGAAGAAGAUUAUAGAGAUUCAGCUGCAAUUAUGCAACUUUUGAGAGAUAAUCUUACUCUUUGGACUACUGAUAUGAAGGGAGAUGAAAAGGAAGAGGAUAAAAACAAGGAUGGAGAGGCUGAUGUAUAG